AAUCUUCUCUUGCAUAAUGUAUAUUUCAUAUUAAACUUUUUAAUCUUUUUUGUUCUUCCAAUUUUAAUCGUUUUUGUUCUUUCAAUUGCCCUACAUUCACAUGGCGGAUACUCCUACCCAAACCCAAAUUCCUCGUCCGGUCCUCUACGUCGUAAUACCCCUUGGUGGCGGCGGAGUCGGUGAGUACAAUAAACCCGGGCCUGCCCCAGCUUCGAAGGCUUCCAUUGAAGCCAUGCCGAGGAUAAAAGUUAAAGGGACUGGCAACGAUUGUUCUAUUUGUUUGGAAGAGUUUAAAGUUGAUGAAGAAGCUAGGGAGAUGCCAUGCAAACACCUGUUUCAUUCGGGUUGUGUAGAGAAGUGGCUGCAGAUCCACGGGUCAUGCCCGGUUUGCCGGUUUUUGAUGCCCUCUGAGGAGGCGGAAAGUGGAGGCGGUGGCAUUGGCGGUGACGAUGGUUUGGGAAAUUUGGAAGGUGGCGAGAUUGCUUUAAGAUUUGUAGAAUCGUUUUUAUCUUUGGCUAGUUUGAUGUCUAUGUUGGGCUCGGGUAGGGGGUCGGAGCAGACUAGUGGGCGUCAAGGCAUGGAUCGCUACUGAAACAAAUCAGUUUUUCUUUUUCUUUUUUAGAAAAAAAAACGUUUUUUUUUCAUUAUUACCCCCCGAAGGGGACUCAAGUGUAUAAAUAUCAAAGGGAAUUUAAUUAUUUUUUAUUUAUUAGUGUGCCUUUUUUUAACCAUUACAGGUUUUUUAAGGCUUACUUUGACAGCACCAUGGAAGGGAUUUUUAUUUGAUAAUGUUGUUUUGAGUUUCAGUCGUAAAACGCUACUCAAAGAUUUUCCUCCUAUCACGUGAUGGAUUUUCCUACUACCACGUGAUGGUCACCUGAUGGAAGAGUUUUUACGAUUUUAUGAUGUUGAUUUAUUAAUUUAAUA
Messenger RNA from Durio zibethinus, 927 nucleotides. Its product is annotated as E3 ubiquitin-protein ligase MPSR1-like. Gene Ontology annotation, cellular component: cytoplasm. Gene Ontology annotation, biological process: protein ubiquitination. The record is from RefSeq and is a predicted model, not a curated record. NCBI's taxonomy places the organism in Eukaryota, Viridiplantae, Streptophyta, Magnoliopsida, Malvales, Malvaceae. Gene Ontology annotation, molecular function: ubiquitin protein ligase activity.